ACUAUUGACCAGAUUAAACAAAAGAUUCAAGAUAAAGAAGGUAUCCUCCCCGUGUUACAAGCCUUACUUUUGCCGGUAUGCAAUUGUAUGAAGAUUAUAAUUUAUCAUAUUAUAAUAUCCGAGAAGAAUCCAUAUUACAAUUAGAAAUUAAAUCAGUAAUCCAUGUUGUAAUAACCAAGACCAGAAAAACCUUAGAAUUGAAAGCAGAUACAAGUGACACUGUCAAACAGAUUAAACAAAAGAUUCAAAGUGAAGAAAACAUUCCUCUUGACCAACAAUGUCUUAUUUUUGAUGGCAGGCAAUUAUAUAACGCUCAUACCUUGUCGUAUUAUAAUAUCAAAAAAGGGUCCACAUUGAAUUUAGAAUGUAAAUUAAUAACGAUCUAUGUGAAAAUAUUUAACGGAGAAACAAUCGACCUGGAAGUAGAAGUAAUUGACACAAUCGGUCAGGUUAAGCAAAAGGUUCGAGAUAAGGAAGGCACCCCAAUUGCAAAUCAACAGCUCAUUUUUUUUAAUAAGACUUUGAAUAACUGGGAAACUCUGUUACAUUAUGGUAUCACCGAAGGAUCCACGUUGUCAUUGACAAUAAUUCGGCAGUAUAAAGCGUAUAAAAGGGAAAUUUUUGUGAAAACAUUGACCGGAAAAACAGUUAUCCUAGAUUUUGAUUCAAGCGACACUAUUGAUAUGAUUAAAUCUAAGGUCGAGAAAAAAGAAGGCAUUCCUCCUGACCAGCAACGUAUUAUUUUUGCUGGUAAGCAAUUGGAGGAUGGAAAAACUUUAUCAGAUUAUAAUAUUCAAGAAGAGUCUACGUUGCAUCUUGUACUUAGACUACGUGGUGGGAUGUUUCAAGAAACUAGUGGUCGCAAAGAAUUUGAUGCAUUGCCAUCACUCACACAAUACAUGCAA
Messenger RNA from Rhizophagus irregularis DAOM 181602=DAOM 197198, 905 nucleotides. The record is from RefSeq and is a predicted model, not a curated record. Lineage: Eukaryota; Fungi; Glomeromycota; Glomeromycetes; Glomerales; Glomeraceae.